Molecule: messenger RNA, 1429 nt
Organism: Stegastes partitus (bicolor damselfish)
Lineage: Eukaryota; Metazoa; Chordata; Actinopteri; Pomacentridae
Gene: rsrp1
Product: arginine/serine-rich protein 1
Exons: 5
Coding region: 253-1230 (325 amino acids)
Source: RefSeq, a predicted model, not a curated record
GCUGCCGCCUGCUCGACUCCAUUUGCCUGACGACGACUGGACGUUAAACUUCGAGCAAGAAGAAGCUACGGACGCGCUUUCGAAAUUUAUUUGACUACAAACCAACAAAUUCGAGCAAUUUCGGUUCUGUUGUGUAAAUUGUAUUGUGAUACGUUUUUCGUAGGUGAUAUUCUUGACACAGCGGUUUAUAUCGACAUUAACAGAAAACGGUUUCAAGCUACAGUCGACCUGCCUGUGGCAGAAAACAUAACAAUGGCCAAGGAAGCAGCCUCACCCUCUGAAAUGGCCCAUGCCCGUCAGAGCGACGGCAUCAAUGUGAUCUUUGACAAGGAGAGCCCUGACUCAUCUCGCACUCGUUCUCGAUCCAGAAGCAUCUGCAGCAGCAGUCGCUCUUCAGGUCUUCACAGGGGACGUAGCAGCCGCAGGGUUUGUUACAGGUCCUCCUCUUCAUCUUCAUCAUCAUCAAGCAGCUCAUCCUCUUCUCGCCCCAGGUCUCGCUCUCACCCUCGUUGCCACAGACGAUCCUCCCGCUGUCGCUGUGAUGACCAUCGCAGAUAUGGCUGUGGUGGUAGCCGCCGUUCUCCGCCACGCCGUUACAGAGCACAGUCCCGCUCCUACAGCCGCUCAGGCACGCCAGACAGGUACUCAAGCCGCAGACGCUACAGGUCCCGCUCCCGGUCCCCCAGCCGCUUGAAUAGGGAGAGGAGACAUGUGAGCCAGUACAGACGCAGGCGUUCCCCAUCCCAGCCCAGAUCUUACAGGAGCCGGUCGAGAUCUAGAUCAUCUGCACAGUCUGUCACUUUGAGUUUGCAUGAUAAACAAGUACUCCUUGAAGCAGCAAAGUCCAAUGCCAUGAAGACCAUGGGAGUGGAGAAGCUAGACCUACCUGAGAGUGUAAAACCAAUCCUACCAGAGCAGCCAGCAGAGUCCAAAUGGGCGUCACCAGAGCCUGAGACAUGGGUGAGACAAGGCCCUCAAAAGACUGCAUCACAGAGCAGCGACGAGGAGUCUGACGACAUGCCGAGUCCAAGCACAUCCCCAAAAAGAAAAAUCAUCUCUUUCAGCAUUAAUAAUUCUGUGGCCAAACCAACUGUGGCAGCUCCAUCUUGUGCUAAGGUAACUCCCAGAGUGGACAGCUAUGAGAGCAGGAAGCCGUACGGCCACUGGGUUCCAGUCAAAUCAGGCCGGACCUCCAAUGCACGCAAGCACACUCUGACCACAUCACAUUAGAGUGGCAGAUUACACAGACAAUGUAAAUACUGUAAAUAUUUUGUACAUAUCUGAUUUGUCCCUUUACGGUCGACAUUUUCUUUCAGAUGUUAAAGAUUUAAGUGGGAAGAAGUGAAGAAUUUGUUCAGGUGGGAUUAUUUCAUUCCCUUUGUGUACUGUGGUAUUUAUAGAUUCAAUAAAGACCUUUCAUAAAAAAAUA